AUGGAAGCCGGCUGCGUUUUCCGGCGUACAAGGCCCCUCACGGCCAUCAGCCACAACAAGUUUUUCGUGCUCGUGCGGGGGGACCAGCCGAUAGCCGUCUGGACAGGGUCCACGAACAUCACUACAGGAGCCAUUUUUGGGCACUCAAACGUGGGCCACGUCGUUCGGGACGCUGGUGUCUGCAGGCAGUACCUGGAGUACUGGGAGAGGCUGAAGGAUGACCCCGACAAGAAGGACAUGGCCGCUUUCAACGACCGGCGCUCGCCGCUCCCAGCCGCGAAGGAGUGGGCUGCUUGUUCAGAGGAGACCAGCGCGCUGGCUUUCUUCUCCCCGCGACUGCAGUGGGCAUCGGCGCUCGAGUUCCUGGCGCAGUUGGUGGCUGGCGCCAAGCAGGGCGUGGCCUUCACGGCUGCCUUCGGCAUCAGCAAGGAGAUGUCGGAAGGCAACGGCUGGAUGCAGGAGAACCUGUCAGGCCUGAACAACCAUGUCAAAUUCAUCCACACCAAGAUCUUGCUAGUGGACCCCCUCUCUGACAACCCGAUCGUGGUGUCGGGUUCCGCGAACUUCUCCAGGGCGUCGAUGGAGUCGAACGACGAGAACAUGCUCGUGGUGCGUGGUGACCGGGAGUUGGCGGACAGCUACACGGUGGAGUUCUUCCGCGUGUUCGAGCACCUGCGCUUCCGCAGCGAGCUCAAGUCGCACCAGAAGGCCACUGAGGGCCAGGAGCCGGAGGCACCGCGGCUGCCGUGGCCGCGGUGCUCCUUCGGUGAGGGCUCCGCCUUCGCGCGCCUGGAGCGCCGGGCGCUGGGUGGGCUGGAGCCCGGCUGCGGCCAGCUGGCUGGAGCGCUGGAGGCGCUGACGCUGUCGCCGGGCGCGGAGGACCCGGAGUGCGACCAGCUGUCGGGCGCGCUGGCGGCCGCGCCCGGCGGCGCGUCGCCCGCGCCGCCGCUGCCCGCUGCGGCUGCAGGCUGCCAGGCAUUGGCGGCGCCGCCGGCACGCAGGCUGGAGGGCAAGUCCCCGUUGCAUCGCCCGAAGGACCUCGCGGCCGUGUUCUCAGACGCGGACGCGGACGGCGACGGUUCGCUGGGCUUGGCGGACUUGCGAGGCUAUCUCGGAGAUUUUCUUGGCUACGGCGACGCGGAGAUUGUUGCCUUCCACCAGGCCGCUGGCGGUGAGUCAGGAGUGACCUUGGAGGCAUUUAGAACGGGGAUCAGGGGAAGCCUGAGCCCAUAUUCCAUGUCGAAGCGCAAGGACUGCGUGCUCGUGCGCAAGCCCGGGGCCUUCGGGGGCAUGAGUGGCGUAGAUUUUCAAGUCGAGGAGUGCAGCGGUUGCACCAUCCUCAUUUGUGAUAGGACCGACCAAGUAUAUUUGGAUGAGCUCGUCGACUGCAUCGUGCUGGUUGGUCCAUGCAACUCCUCCAUCUUCGCGCGCAACUGCAGGGGUUGCACUUUCUGGCUGGCCUGCAGACAGCUGCGAACCAGAGACUGCGCGAGUUGCACGUUCCACCUCCAUUCGCACACGGAGCCAGUGAUCGAGAGCUCGUCGGACUUGUCUUUCGCCCCAUUUGCAGCAGAGUACCCGGGGCUGUCUGCACAGUUCAAGCAGGUAGGCUUCGUGGCGAGCAGAAAUCUGUGGACCGCAAUCUUCGACUUCACUGGUCGCGCCGACGGCGCGAACUGGAGAAUACUUCCACUGGACGAGUGUGAGAAGCUGGUGGUCGCGUUCGAGCGCUGCAGCGACCAGCCAGACAGCCCCGCACCAGAGCUUACGCAUCAGCUCUUGAUCGCGCCGCCGCCAGCGGCCAGCGAGGGGCAGGGCGUCUCGGUGGCGAAGAUACCGCAGACGGAAAACGCGGCCGCCCGCACCACCGACGCCCACGCGCCGCGGGCCCCAGAGGCGGCUCGUGUCCGACAGGGCGGGCGCCGGACUCCGGGGGAGCGUGGAGCCGGGCGCUGA
Molecule: messenger RNA, 1956 nt
Organism: Prorocentrum cordatum
Lineage: Eukaryota; Dinophyceae; Prorocentrales; Prorocentraceae
Source: the annotation of a GenBank genome assembly